UUUCAGAUGGCAGCAACGUGAUUGGAACUGAAGAGAACAGUUUUGACCGCAGCUAUGUAAAAAAGAAAUUGGAACAUGGGCUUUCACGAAUAUGGCAGGAUGUUCAACUGAAAGUGAAGACAUAUCUUCUGGGAACAGAUCUGUCUAACUUCAAAUACGAUGACUUCAUAUUUGUACUUGAUGUUAUCAGCAGGCUGAUGCAAGUUGGAGAAGAAUUUUGUGGCAGUAAGUCUGAAGUUUUGCAAGAAUCUAUCAGAAAACAAAGUGUUAACUAUUUCAAAACAUACCACAGAACCCGUCUUGAAGAAUUAAGAAUGUUUUUGGAGAAUGAGACCUGGGAACUUUGUCCUGUUAAAUCAAGCUUUAGUAUUCUGCAGCUUCAUGAAUUUAAGUUCAUGGAGCAGUCACGUUCCCCAUCUGUGUCACCUAGUAAGCAGCCUGCUUCAGCAAUUUCAACAACAGUAACGUUAUUUGAGCAGUACUGUAACGGAGGAAACCCAUUUGAAAUUCAGGCCGACAGCAAAGAUGAUGAGACAGAAGACGUGUUAGCUUCCAAUGGGUAUGAAUCAGAUGAACAAGAAAAAAGUGCAUAUCAAGAGUAUGAUAGCGACAGUGAUGUUCCUGAAGAGUUGAAAAGAGAUUAUGUUGAUGAGCAGACGGGAGAUGCCCCUGUGAAAAGUAUUUCUCGAGAAACUUUGAGGAGCAGAAAGAGAUCAGAUUAUAACCUCAAUAAAGUGAAUGCACCUAUCCUAACAAACACUACACUGAAUGUAAUAAGGCUUGUUGGGAAAUACAUGCAGAUGAUGAAUAUUCUGAAACCAAUAGCAUUUGAUGUGAUCCACUUCAUGUCCCAGCUCUUCGAUUACUAUCUGUAUGCAGUCUAUACAUUUUUUGGCCGAAAUGACACGUUUGAAUCAACAGGACUGGGCCUCAGUAGCAGCAGAUUACGCACCACGCUGAACAGAAUCCAGGAGAGUUUGAUCGAUCUGGAGGUCUCUGCUGAUCCCACAGGAACUCUCACAGCUGCUGAAGAGAGAAAGGAGAAGGUGCCAAGCCCACAUCUCAGUCAUCUUGUAGUUUUAACAUCUGGCAAUUCACUGUACGGUUUGGCAGAGAGAGUGGUGGCCACGGAAUCCUUGGUAUUUCUGGCUGAGCAGUUUGAGUUUCUUCAGCCUCAUCUUGAUGCAGUGAUGCCAGCUGCCAAGAAGCCUUUUCUUCAGCAAUUCUAUUCUCAGACAGUGUCAACUGCCAGUGAACUACGUAAACCAGUUUAUUGGAUUGUUGCUGCGAAAGCCAUUGAUUAUGAACAAAUGCUGCUUCUCAUGGCUAAUGUGAAAUGGGAUGUGAAGGAAAUCAUGUCACAACACAAUAUAUACGUAGAUGCUCUUUUAAAGGAAUUUGAAGAAUUUAACAGAAGGUUGAACGAGGUGUCUAAGAGAGUCCGUAUUCCACUGCCAGUCUCCAACAUCCUUUGGGAGCACUGCAUACGCUUGGCCAAUAGAACUCUUGUGGAAGGUUAUGCCAAUGUAAAGAAGUGCAGCAAUGAAGGUCGUGCCUUGAUGCAGCUGGACUUUCAACAAUUCUUAAUGAAACUGGAAAAGUUAACAGACAUUAGGCCUAUUCCAGAUAAAGAAUUUGUGGAGACCUACAUUAAAGCGUACUACCUAACAGAAAAUGACAUGGAACGCUGGAUAAAAGAACAUAGGGAAUAUUCCACUAAGCAGUUGACCAAUCUGGUGAAUGUUUGUCUGGGCUCCCACAUCAACAAAAAGGCAAGACAGAAGCUGCUAGCUGCUAUUGAUGACAUAGACAGACCUAAAAGAUAACUGGAGAAAGCGACUUUCCUUGUGACUUGUACUUUUUUCUGUUCAUGUGAAGCAUGCAGACAAAUCUCUCAUGGACUAAUGACAACAUUCUCUUAAAACACGUUGUGCAUGAUCUUUCUUACCAACAUUGGAGACACUCUAAGUGGCAUAAUGUUCUAAAAUAUGACUUUUCUAAUCUGUAGAAUUAUUUUCUGUUCUAUUUCUUUGUUUGUUAGUUUGUUUUUGUUACUUGCCCUUAGUAAAGGGCCACUGUUUGUGUAUCAUUGGUAAGCUGUAUAUUUUGCAAAACUGUAUACUGUAAGUAAAAUCAAAAUCAGAGAGAAACAUACUGGCUUAAUAUAUAGUUGAUGCUCUUUUUUACUAAAAGGGCUUGCAAAUAUGAUUUUUUUCCUCCUUGUUUUCACCCUCAGAAAUUGUGCUUCGUUGUGGACCACUGUAAAAUGAAAGGAAAUGUACAAUAUUUGAUUGAAGUAUCUUGCAUGUGGAUUAAGAGUGCAGAUCAACUAAAUACUCUCAUGUUAAAGCCUCUUAUCUUCAUAUGUAUUUAAAAAUGUCUGUUUAUUUCAGAAUUAAUUUUGUCAUAUCAAAAUGAUUGA
This is a messenger RNA of Cariama cristata (Red-legged seriema), 2422 nucleotides long. Its product is annotated as coiled-coil domain-containing protein 132. Gene Ontology annotation, molecular function: SNARE binding. Gene Ontology annotation, cellular component: EARP complex. The annotation marks the transcript as partial. The record is from RefSeq and is a predicted model, not a curated record. Gene Ontology annotation, biological process: retrograde transport, endosome to Golgi; endocytic recycling. The transcript is spliced from 15 exons. NCBI's taxonomy places the organism in Eukaryota, Metazoa, Chordata, Aves, Cariamiformes, Cariamidae.